Molecule: messenger RNA, 2374 nt
Organism: Choloepus didactylus (southern two-toed sloth)
Lineage: Eukaryota; Metazoa; Chordata; Mammalia; Pilosa; Megalonychidae
Gene: FXR1
Product: FMR1 autosomal homolog 1
Exons: 16
Coding region: 162-2114 (650 amino acids)
Biological process (GO): regulation of dendritic spine development; regulation of modification of synaptic structure; regulation of alternative mRNA splicing, via spliceosome
Cellular component (GO): postsynaptic density; dendritic spine neck; neuronal cell body
Molecular function (GO): translation regulator activity; mRNA 3'-UTR binding; protein homodimerization activity
Source: RefSeq, a predicted model, not a curated record
GAGCCGAGGGGUCCCACUGGGAGAGUCGGGAGGGCGCGGUGAGACCCCAGGGGUGCGGGGCGGGGGAUCCCAAUCCCCGCCCUAUUUUCCCCGCCCCCCCCUCCGCCCCUCUUGUUGGAAAGUUUCUAGAAUCUCUUCCCAGCGGCCUUUGCGGUUCCAACAUGGCGGAGCUGACGGUGGAGGUUCGCGGCUCCAACGGGGCUUUCUACAAGGGAUUUAUCAAAGAUGUUCAUGAAGACUCCCUCACAGUUGUUUUCGAAAAUAAUUGGCAACCAGAACGCCAGGUUCCAUUUAAUGAAGUUAGAUUACCACCACCACCUGAUAUAAAAAAAGAAAUUAGUGAAGGAGAUGAAGUAGAGGUUUAUUCUAGAGCAAAUGACCAAGAACCAUGUGGAUGGUGGUUGGCUAAAGUUCGAAUGAUGAAAGGAGAAUUUUAUGUCAUUGAAUAUGCUGCUUGUGAUGCCACUUACAAUGAAAUAGUCACAUUUGAAAGACUUCGACCUGUCAAUCAAAAUAAAACUGUCAAAAAAAAUACCUUCUUUAAAUGCACUGUGGAUGUUCCUGAGGAUUUGAGAGAGGCGUGUGCUAAUGAAAAUGCACAUAAAGAUUUUAAGAAAGCAGUAGGAGCAUGCAGAAUUUUCUACCAUCCAGAAACCACACAGCUAAUGAUACUGUCUGCCAGUGAAGCAACUGUGAAGAGAGUAAAUAUUUUAAGUGACAUGCAUUUGCGAAGUAUCCGUACAAAGUUGAUGCUUAUGUCCAGAAAUGAAGAGGCCACUAAGCAUUUAGAAUGCACAAAACAACUUGCAGCAGCUUUUCAUGAGGAAUUUGUUGUGAGAGAAGAUUUAAUGGGCCUGGCAAUAGGAACACAUGGUAGUAACAUACAGCAAGCUAGGAAGGUUCCUGGAGUUACAGCUAUUGAGCUAGAUGAAGAUACUGGAACAUUUAGAAUCUACGGAGAGAGUGCUGAUGCCGUAAAAAAAGCUAGAGGUUUCUUGGAAUUUGUGGAGGAUUUUAUUCAGGUUCCUAGGAAUCUUGUUGGAAAAGUAAUUGGAAAAAAUGGCAAAGUGAUUCAAGAAAUAGUGGACAAAUCUGGUGUGGUUCGGGUGAGAAUCGAAGGAGACAAUGAAAAUAAACUACCCAGGGAAGAUGGAAUGGUUCCAUUUGUAUUUGUUGGCACUAAAGAAAGCAUCGGAAAUGUGCAAGUUCUUUUAGAGUAUCAUAUUGCUUAUCUAAAGGAAGUAGAGCAGCUAAGAAUGGAACGCCUACAGAUUGAUGAACAACUGCGACAGAUUGGUAUGGGUUUCAGACCUUCUUCCACCAGAGGGCCUGAAAAAGAGAAAGGAUAUGCCACUGAUGAAAGUACCGUCUCUUCUGUACAAGGUUCUAGGUCUUAUAGUGGAAGAGGCAGAGGUCGUCGGGGCCCUAAUUACACCUCCGGUUAUGGUACAAACUCUGAGCUGUCUAACCCCUCUGAAACAGAAUCUGAGCGAAAAGACGAGCUGAGUGAUUGGUCAUUGGCGGGAGAAGAUGAUCGAGAAAGCCGGCAUCAGCGUGACAGCAGGAGACGCCCAGGAGGAAGGGGCAGAAGUGUUUCAGGGGGUCGAGGUCGUGGUGGACCACGUGGUGGCAAAUCCUCCAUCAGUUCUGUGCUCAAAGAUCCAGACAGCAAUCCAUACAGCUUACUUGAUAAUACAGAAUCAGAUCAGACUGCAGACACUGAUGCCAGCGAAUCUCAUCACAGUACUAACCGUCGUAGGCGGUCUCGUAGACGAAGGACUGAUGAAGAUGCUGUUCUGAUGGAUGGAAUGACUGAAUCUGAUACAGCUUCAGUUAAUGAAAAUGGGUUAGUCACAGUUGCAGAUUAUAUUUCUAGAGCUGAGUCUCAGAGCAGACAAAGAAACCUCCCAAGGGAAACUUUGGCUAAAAACAAGAAAGAAAUGGCAAAAGAUGUGAUUGAAGAGCAUGGUCCUUCAGAAAAGGCAAUAAAUGGCCCAACUAGUGCUUCUGGCGAUGAAAUUUCUAAGCUACAGCGUACUCCAGGAGAAGAAAAGAUUAAUACCUUAAAAGAAGAAAAUACUCAAGAAGCAGCAGUCCUGAAUGGUGUUUCAUAAACUGAAGAAGUUCCUAGUUUACAGUUCUUUUACAUUACAUUUUACAAUAGUGCUUGUACAAGCUUGCCAAAGAUAGAAUAUGGAUCGCCAGUCUUUACAUCGCACUUUCAGUUCCUCCAUUUGGAAUUCAGAAAGGGGAGGGAUCCUGAAGAAAUCAUAUGUUAAACAUACUUUGACACCUACUGUGUUAUAAAAUAUUAUCAUCAGAUGUGCCUUGAGAAUAGUAUAUGUAACAUUAAAAAAAGUUGCUGGCUAUAGGA